UCAGAAGCACAUCCUGGACACUCUGGUCGGGAGCGUCUCUGCAGCAGAUCAGGGCCCUGAAUGAUCCGAGGUGUGCAUGCAAAGUCAACCUGCUGCUGCGACCCAAUGAGCUCCACCUGACCUAGACGACGCCCCCCCCCCCCCCCCCUCCCGCCUCCCCUCGCCCUGCCUGCCUUCCUGCUGGGCUGCCUCCUGGAUUUAUUGAUAUUUUGGGAACUCAUCCACCACGAUGCUUUGGGAAUUUGGGCUCAUGCUGCUGGUCAUCCUCGCUCCGCAGGCUGCUGGAAUUAAAGAGAGCAGCUUCAGGACGGACUCGGCGCUCAAACCCGUCGACGCUGUCGGUUCUGUCCGUUUGGUGGACCUGCUGAAGUCGUCCGCUCUCUCCAAAGGCUCGAGCUCCGAGCCGGAGAAACGUCGCUCAAAGAGGUCGGUGUUCUUACACUCUGGAGUGAGAAUCUGCCCCCAAGAGACCCUCAACCAAAUCCUCGCCAGCCACCGCUCCUACUACCAGCUCAGAGGUACUUUCUCCUCAAACACACGUCCCACUUCCUGUUUGCUCACACUCCUCUCUGAUUUAACAGGAACACACAACAGGCUGAGCCGGAGGAGAGACGGGAAGCCGCCAUCACGAGGAGUUUUGUUCCCGGCAGUGACGCAGAAGACUCCUGAGAUAGCAGUUAAAGUCACUCAGAUGGUUCCUCCAGCUGCAGAGGUUCAGACCGACGCCACAACCGCAGCCCGAACGAUUCCCCCCACCACCACCAGCGUCCUCCUCAGCCCUGUGAGUGCCUCUCCAAGCCCCGGCCUCGAUCAGAGCCCGCCAGCCAAGGAGGUCAAAGAGGAUGGGCUCUCCGCAGUCCGUCCUCUGCAGCAGCCAGAAGAGUUUACCUGCUGCAGUACCUCACCUUUAAUCAUAGGAGACGUUCUUUUUCCUGUGGUUCUUUCUUACUUAUCUUGUUCCUGUGAUUCCUCGAUGCUGACUUUGUUUUAUUUUGUCUCAAAGGACUCGGAGCUUCUUAACGUCCUCCCUGAGAGCCUGACGGAGCACAUUGUGGAUUUCAGCAUCGACCUGGUGGACCCGGGUUACAGAGAGCUGCUGGACAACCCUGAAGACACAGAAUCCCCUCAGUACAUCGACCUGGUUCACCACCUGCAGGACCAGAUGCUGCCUGUUUUUGACAAACUUCUAGGAUUUAAAGGCCUCCGUGUGCAGCGGAUCAGCGCCAGCGAGACCCAGGACACUGACGGGCUCGGAGGAAUCACGGUGCACUACUCUCUGCUCUUUGAGAAUAACAUCCCUAAAAUCAGCGCGGCUGAGACGGCAACCGACUCGCCCGACUCCUCGGGCAGCUCGGGCUUCAGAGAGAUGGUCAGCAAGGCCUUACGUGAGGACGCCUCGCUGCCAAUCGACCUGGACUCACUUAGCUUUGAAAGAGAUGAUACUCUCCUUCCAGCGCUGACGUCAACCUCUUCAAUUAAUCUAACAGAAGAGUCAAAUGAGCCGGAGUCAAACAACGAGUUUGAAGUUUCUCCUGAAGAGCCAGACGCUGAUAAACGCAAGGAGGAGGAGGAAAAUUCCCUCAUGACCUUGUCAGACCCUGCAUCUCUGCAGAAUCCUGAGAUGAUGGCGGUGACUGUGGGGAUGGCAGAGAGCAGCAAUCCUCCCCCAGCCUCUGAGGAUAUUACCGAUGAGUCAGAGGCAAUUUAUGUGAGUGAGCCCGAGCCAUCAAACGAAGACGACGGGGAGGAAGAGGAAUUGCUGAUCAUUACACAUGAGAUUGAAACCAUUCAUCACGAUAAAACCGGUGAACUUGUGAGACACUACAUCCCGACUCCUCCCGGGACUCUGGAGCUGGAGACUGAGGCUCCGCACAUCAGUUUGUCCCCUAACCUAAUAUCAGAAGAGGACCUGACACCUGUUGAUGAGGACGGCGAGGAUCUUAGUCUGAAUGUUGUUGCAACAACCACAAAAGAUUUAUUGACUACUGCUGCAGAGGAUUCUGACAUGGGACUCACCAUCACAACACUUCCAGAAAUCACAGGACAGCCACCCACCGAGUGGAUAGUGGAUCUCGAAGAGUACAAAGCAGUAACAGGAGGAAAUGCAGAAGUGUCAGAACCUGAAGAAGAAGAGGAGGAUGACGUUUCAAAACCGGUAGAGGACAUAGCCGAGGAGGAGGAAGUACCUGUAGUUUUACAGACGGAGGAAGAAGUAGCCGAGGUCUCAGAACCAGAGGAAAAAGAAGAAGAAGUAGCUGAGGUUUUGGUACCAGAGGAAGAAGAUGAAGUAGCCGAGGUUUCAGAACCAGAGGAAGAAGAAGUAGCCGAGGUUUCAGAGCCAGAGGAAGAAGAAGAAGUAGCCGAGGUUUCAGAACCAGAGGAAGAGGAAGAAGUAGCCGAGGUUUCAGAACCAGAAGAAGUAGCCAAGGUUUCAGAACCAGAAGAAGUAGCUGAGGUUUCAGAACCAGAGGAGGAAGAAGUAGCCAAGGUUUCAAAACCAGAAGAAGAAGUAGCCGAAGUUUCAGAGCCAGCUGAGGACUUAGAGCCAGAGGAGGACAUAGCUGAAGAGGAAGAAGAACCUGAAGUUUCACAAAUAGAUGAAGGUGAAAAUUCAGAGCCAGAAGUAGCUGAAGAGGAAGCAGAACCAGAGGUUUCGGAGAUAAAGGAAGAUGAAGGUUUAGAAGAAGAAGAAGAAGAAGAAGAAGAAGAAGAAGAAGCUGAGGUAGAAGAGGUAGGUGAAAUGUUUGAACCAGAGGAAGAAGUUGCUGAAGAGGAAGAAGUAGAAGUUUUAGAGCCAAUAGAAGAAGAGGUAGGAGAAAUUCCAGAAACAGAGGAAGAAGAACCUGAGGUGUCAGAGCUGGAAGAAGAGUUGGAGGUAGUUUCAGAACCAGAAGAAAUCGAGGAGAGCGAGUUAGAUGAGGUCUCAGAGACAGAAGUACCAGAGGUAGAACCAGCUGAAGUUCUGCAGCCAGUAAAGGAAACAGUUGAAGAUACAGAAGAAGAACAAGAAGAAGAAGUCGUAGUUGAGGUGUCACCUGCAGGUCCAGAACCUGAGAUAGAGGAUAAAGCUUCAGAACAAGCUCCAGAAGCAGAAGAAGAGUCCGACGUUGGUGGGGAUGUAAACGAGGUUCCAGUUCAAGAAGUAGAGGUAGUUGAUCAAGCAGAACCAGAAGAAACUACACAAGAACCUUCUGAGGAAGAAGCACCUGAAGGCACCAAGGAAGCAGUACCUGACACUUCUGAACUCGAACCAGAGGCAGAUAAAGAGGAUCCUGUAGAUUUGGCUGGACCUGUAGAAAAAGAAGAGGAAGGUGACGUCGUAGAACCAGAGGUCGAGGUUGAAGAAUCACAGGGGGGCGUAGUUGAGGUAUUUGAACCAACACCUGAACCAGAAUCCGCUCCAGAACAGGAAGAGCAUGUCCCUGAAGUUACGGAGACAGGUGAGGAGAUAGCUGAGAUUGCAGAAGUGGUGGAUGAUGCAGAAAAGGUUUCAGAAACUAGUGAAGAAGAUGUAGAGGUCACUGAAAUGGUACCAGCGCCAGGGGAAGAAGAAGAACCGGAUGUAGCACCUCCAGGGGAGGAUGAAGUCGGGGUCGUAACGCUGCUUCCAGAGGAAAAUCCAACAGAUGCUGUAGUUGUCUUUGAGGAAGAACAAGAGAUCCCGGAGGAAGAAACAGAACCAGGGGAGGACACUGAUAAUGUGGUGCUACCAGAAGACUUACCGGGGGUUUCAGAGCAGCAAGAACCAGAAGAGGAACUUGUAGGUGAAGCCACAGAACCAAGUCCAGAGGAGGCUGUAGUUGAACUGUUAGAACCAGAACCCGAGGCAGAUAUUACUGAGCCGCCAGCUCAGUCAAUUACAAUCCUUCAACCCCUGGACAGCGAGGAAGAUCUUCACCUUGGAGAAGAUACCGUUCAGGUUGAUGAAGAGUUUGAGUUCCUUCCUCCAGUCACACCUGGCAGCCCCCAUCCCCACGAGGAGGAUAACUUAACCAUCGUACCAGUGGACAUCCAACCUCCUGAAGGGGACGCAGCUGGACUUGACCACGAGUAUACCAUCGUCGACUACACUGAGGAGGAGGACAGUGAAGACACACAAGUGGAGGGCGAUUCUGGACCAACCCCGGAAACAUCGGAGGGUGAUCAAGGGCUUGAAGAGACUUCAGAGGGGACCGCUCCAGACGAGCCGGAGACAUCAGAGGACGCCGAAGUCCCAGAGGAGGUGCCGGAGGAGACAGAAGAAAGCGAUUCAUCUCCAGAAACAGACAGCAGUGCAACAGACAUCUUCACCACUCCUCCAACAACUUCUGUCGACGCGGCUGCGCCCAUCCCAACUAUAGACUCUGGACUUUUUGAGGUAGCAGAGCACGCUGUGAUCCCCGACACUUCUGAGGAUGACAUCAAAGAGGUGGAGGCAGAGCUGGGGCACAGCGAGCCGGCCGUCGUCAUUAUUGAUGAAGAGUUGGAAAAGAAAGGACUUGAAAGCCAAACCAGCCCGCCAGCGGCUCCUGAAGAUGCCGUUGACGAGGCCGUGAGGGACUUAGCGGAGGAGCUGGAUAAAAUGGACAUUCCAACGACUGACGCAAACCAGCUGUUGGAGGAAGGGAGCAGCUUUUUACCUGUGGAGGAGGAGCUCAGCACUGUCAGCGCCACAGCCCCUCCCCCGAUUAAAUACCUUACCACACCGUCCAUGACCACAGCACCUCAGGGCAAAGAGCUGGUGGUGUUCUUCAGCCUGCGCGUCACCAACAUGGACUUCUCCGAGGACCUGUUCAACAAGACGUCGCCGGAGUACAGAGCCCUGGAGAACCAAUUCUUACACCUGCUGCUGCCGUACCUGCAGGCCAACCUGACAGGCUUCAUGGAUCUGGAAAUCCUGAACUUCAGGAAGGGCAGCGUGGUCGUCAACAGCAGGAUGAAGUUCGCCAAGACGGUGCCGUACAACGUCACCGAGGCCGUGCACUGCGUCCUGGAGGAGUUCUGCUCCGCCGCCUACAAAAACAUGCACAUCCAGAUCGACACGGGCUCGCUGGAUAUUGAACCAGCCGAUCAGGCCGAUCCCUGCAAGUUCCUGGCCUGCGAUGACUUCUCUCGCUGCGUGUUGAGCGGCCGGACGAAGGAGGCGCAGUGUGUGUGUCAGCCCGGCUUCGUGUCCGUGGACGGCCAGCCCUGUCGGAGCGUGUGUGUCGUCCAGCCCGACUACUGCAGAGGAGGGGAGUGCCACAUAGUUCCUGGACGUGGAGCGGUGUGCAGAUACAAAGACAGCUACUCCCUCCCAGGCCUCGCCAGCUAAGACAAAAUAUCGGAUUGGACGCCACCUGAGAAUACUAGAAAAGACUCGAUGAAACAGAACUCCGCAGCAGGAUCUGAAGACUCCUCAAGGCCUCACAGUUUAAAAAACAAAAAAAUCAAACCUGGUGCUGAGCUGAAGAGGCUUCGGGACAAACUGUGCUCCUCUAAAAAAAAAAAAAAAAAAAAAAAAAAAACUCCUCAGAGCACCGAGCUUCUUAUCAAAGGACAAACAAACGGACAUUUAGGGACACUGUCGGACCACCGUCGUCUGCCGCCGCCAGCAGCGAGACGACAAAGAGGAGCUCAGCAGGCGAGUCUGCAGCAUCGAUCGUGUGAAAAAAAACGAUUGACCCUGGACUGUUUAUGUAUUCGUCUGC
Labrus mixtus (cuckoo wrasse) is the source of this 5669-nucleotide messenger RNA. Its product is annotated as interphotoreceptor matrix proteoglycan 2-like. The transcript has 17 exons. Lineage: Eukaryota; Metazoa; Chordata; Actinopteri; Labriformes; Labridae. Gene Ontology annotation, biological process: visual perception. The coding region runs from base 230 to 5293 and encodes 1687 amino acids. The record is from RefSeq and is a predicted model, not a curated record.